AUUCGUGUGCAGCUUGUAUCCGAACGACCGUAGGCGACUGUGUGUUAGUUUCCGGAAAAUCGAAGGUAGCUCCGCUAAAACCGAUGUCCAUCCCGAGGCUCGAGCUGCAAGCAUGCGUCCUUGGGGCGCGUCUUCUUAAAUUCGUGCAAGACAAUCAUCCGGUCGUGUUCUCCAAGAGAUUCCUUUGGACAGACUCUUCGACAGCAAGAUCUUGGAUACGGUCGGACCCGCGACGCUACAAACCCUUCGUAGCUCAUCGGGUAGGCGAGAUAUUGGAGAUCAAGGAUGUCAGUGAAUGGCGGUGGGUACCGUCCAAACUUAACCCUGCAGAUGAAGCUACUAAGUGGGGCCGAGGACCUUAUUUCCACUCAGAUAGCCAAUGGUUUAACGGGCCGGAUUUCCUGCGACUUCCCGAGGAGAAAUGGCCGCAAAUGACUGGAACGGUGGAGGUGACAACCGAAGAUGCUAGACCUUCGGUGUUGUUUCAUUUCGCGAUGGAAACAGUGCUGGAUUUCGAACGAUUUUCGACCUGGAAGAGGAUGUUACGCACUACGGCUUACGUUCUACGUUUCUUCUUCAACAUCUCUAAACCGGAACAGAAGCGGUGCGGAUCCCUUACACCAUCUGAACUGCUCGACGCUGAACGGACGAUAAUGAAGCUGGUCCAACGAGAAAGCUAUCCAGACGAAACGGCGGUUCUUGAACAGAGAGAUUCUCAACAAAACGGUCAUGGGUCCAUUGAUCGAAACAGCAAGCUGUACCAAUUAAUGCCCGCAGUAGAUGAAAAUGGUUUGCUGAGGCAACAAAGUCGUGUAGCUGCGGCAAAAGAAUUGGAAUUCGAUGCCCGGUUUCCAUUCAUCCUGCCACCAAAGCACCGAGCAGUGAGACUUCUGGUGGAAGAUUAUCAUCGUCGCUAUCGACAUGCGAACAACGAAACCGUCGUUAACGAACUGCGCCAGCGCUUUACCAUCUCGAGUCUACGUCAGCUUGUUAAGUCAGUGGUCUAUAAGUGUCAGCUGUGCAAGAUCCGCAAGGCACGUCCCAGCAAUCCACCGAUGGCGGCACUUCCUCCAGCCCGCCUAGCGAUGCAUUACCGUCCGUUCACCUACGUAGGCCUGGAUUAUUUUGGCCCGUUCCUGACGAAAGUUGGAAGGUCGAACGUGAAGAGAUGGAUCGCCCUCUUUACGUGUCUCACCGUUCGGGCUGUUCAUCUUGAAGAUGCCUAUAGUCUGUCAACGGCUUCUUGUAUCUCCUGUGUACGACGAUUCGUCGGUCGUCGAGGGUCGCCAAUGGAAAUUUUUAGCGACAACGGUACGAACUUCCAAGGUGCGGAACGUAUACUUCGUGAGCAGAUCGACAAAGAGUUGUCUGUGACAUUCACCAGCACAACGACGAAGUGGAGUUUCAUACCUCCCGGGGCUCCACACAUGGGGGGCGCUUGGGAAAGGUUGGUACGGUCUGUCAAGUCGGCUAUGAAGGAUGCAUACAUGGAGGAGAAAUUAAACGAUGAAGAACUUUCAACGCUGGUUGUAGAAGCGGAGAGAACGGGUAAUUCGAGGCCUCUGACAUACUUACCCCUUGACUCCGAGGAGUCAGAAGCUUUAACACCCAAUCACUUCCUUUUGGGAAAUUCUAGUGGAGCGAAGCAGACUGGUGUGGGGAUUAGCGAAUCCCAAAAUAAUUUGCGGGAAACCUGCGGUGGAAUUCAACGGCAACUGGACAAGUUCUGGCAGCGUUUUCUGAUCGAAUAUCUACCGGUCAUCCGUAGGCAACCAAAAUGGUUCACCGAAACCAAACCUUUGCAGGUCGGCGAUCUAGUGCUGGUUGCAGACGGAGGAAAGCGCAACGAAUGGGCCCGAGGCAAAGUGACCCAGGUCUUCCAAGGCUGUGACGGCAAGAUUCGGCAAGCCUUAGUGCGAACGCAACAGGGAACUAUCAGGCGGCCGACAUCAAAACUCGCCGUGCUCGACGUGGAUGCUCGUGCUGUCCCAGGAGACGGUGGGAAGCACUGGGGGGAGGAUGUUGACGGUACCGUCGAGCUGGCCACCCUGUCUCAACCGGUUCUACCGUUCCAAUGAUAAGCUGUCAGCAGCGAUGAUGUGACGUAUAGAAGCUGUAGGAAAAAUGAACAUAACAAACCAAAACAACAGGAGAACUAACGCGUAGUGAAAUAGUCAGAAAAAUAAAGUAUAGUAGCAUUCAGGUGAAAUUUGAUAAAAACUUAUAAUCUAGUUCUAAACCUACUUUCGAACUAGAUAAGGAUCUAGAUUUAACCUAAAAUUCGACGGUGAAUUGAAAGGCCAACCUAUUGAACGGGCCACUGAAAUGUAAGGAAAUGAAAUGAUAAUGCUAUCUGAAAUUAAUGCCAAAUUAAUUUGCAGUUUGAAGCAGUUGAAUAAAACUCGCUACAGGAAUCAGUGCGUUGCCUUUCUUUGCUGUCGUAACACUCCAUAUGAAAAAUCGAGAUGACCAUUUUCAAGUCCCAGAAACAAAAAAAAAAUCGAGUAAACAGUAGACUCGACGUUUCAUGCAAUUUAUAGACAUUUGGCAAUAAUUUUUUUUAUAUAUAAAAAUAUAAAAAUAGAAAAUCAUCAUUUCAGUUAUAGAGAGCCCUUGAAUGAAAUAUCUCUCACAAGACCAUUCGUCGCAAAUGACCAGAUUUGUGGAAUAAUAACACUUAAAUUUUUCACCACGAUAAUGCCAGCUCUACGAUCGAUCAUUGUGAACGAAUUUCUGACCAAAAAUGGCAUGAGUGUGAUCGAACAAGCACCGUACUCUCCAGACCCCGUGUGACUUUUUCUUAUUUCCUAAACUCAAAUAACCGCUUCGUGGGACCAGUUUUCACAGCAUCGAAGACAUAAAUAAUAAAACGCUGCGUGAACUGAAGACAAUUAAUGUAAAUAGCUAUAAAAAAUAUUUCGAUGGCUGGAUUGUUCGUUAGAAAAAGGAUAUUGCUUCAUGUUCAGUAUGAAACGAGCUUAAAACGAGAUUCUGCGUUAUCAUCAGAUUGCUCUCAUGAGUUCCCUAACAAAGAUUGUACGAGAUAAAGGAGAAAUAA
Molecule: messenger RNA, 3058 nt
Organism: Toxorhynchites rutilus septentrionalis
Lineage: Eukaryota; Metazoa; Arthropoda; Insecta; Diptera; Culicidae
Exons: 2
Coding region: 84-2078 (664 amino acids)
Biological process (GO): DNA integration
Molecular function (GO): nucleic acid binding
Source: RefSeq, a predicted model, not a curated record